This is a messenger RNA of Linepithema humile (Argentine ant), 806 nucleotides long. It is a transcript of the gene Arl2, whose product is annotated as ADP ribosylation factor-like 2. Gene Ontology annotation, cellular component: cytoplasm; microtubule cytoskeleton. Gene Ontology annotation, biological process: protein folding. Gene Ontology annotation, molecular function: GTPase activity; GTP binding. NCBI's taxonomy places the organism in Eukaryota, Metazoa, Arthropoda, Insecta, Hymenoptera, Formicidae. The record is from RefSeq and is a predicted model, not a curated record.
CUAAUAACGUCCACUGCAAGUUUUAGUGGCAGUGCUUGACCUAAAAUAGUAGUACGAAUCAUUGAUAAGUUGGAUGGUGAUUUUUUUUCAGAUUAAGAAAAUGUGAGAAGCUGUCUACUGUGUAAAGGUUAGAAACGUCUGUCAAGCCUAAAGGACUAUUUAUUUGUCUACAAUCUGAACAUUGUGGAGUAAUUAACGAUAAUGGGUUUAUUAACGGUGCUAAAAAAAUUGAAGCAGAAAGAAAAGGAGAUGCGAAUUUUAAUGUUAGGUUUGGACAAUGCGGGCAAGACAACAGUGUUAAAACGACUUAAUGGCGAACCAAUAGAUACUAUAUCGCCUACGCUUGGCUUUAACAUUAAGACAUUGGAACAUCGUGGAUACAAACUCAAUAUAUGGGAUGUUGGUGGACAAAAAUCAUUGCGUUCAUAUUGGAGAAAUUAUUUUGAAUCUACAGAUGGUCUUGUAUGGGUAAUAGACAGCGCAGACAGAAGGAGAUUGGAUGAUUGCAAAGCAGAGUUAUAUAAGCUUCUGCAGGAGGAAAGAUUGGAAGGAGCAAGUCUUCUUGUGUUUGCCAAUAAACAAGACAUGCCUGGUGCAUUAUCUGCAUCUGAUAUAGCGGAAAUUCUGGAAUUACCUAAUAUAAAAACUCACCACUGGCAAAUUUAUAAGUGUUCUGCUGUAACGGGUGAAAAUCUAGUGGAUGGCAUUAAUUGGAUUGUUGAUGAUAUUGCAGCAAGAAUAUUUUAUUUAGAUUAAAAUAAAUUCAAAUUUUUAUAUUUCUUACUUUGUUAAAUGUAAAAAUGGUG